AUGGGAAUACUUGGUCUCACAGUCUUUGGAGUCACAAGAGCAUCAAGACUUAUGUUCAAGAAGAUUGAUAUAUACAAACAAAAGGGGUUGGCCAAGGAAGUUAUUAUAUCAAAAGGAUUCGCCAGCUGGAACCUCCCACAGGUAUUUAAAGCAAAUCAGCCAAAAGUUCUCAAAUUUUUGGUCCAGGAAGGACAAAAAUAUCGUAUGGAUUAUUUCUCAUGUCCUAUGAUUGUCAAUAAAGAGCAGUUAGAAGAGGUGGUUGGUGAUCAAUGAACCUCAGUUCUGGGCACUGUUAGUGGGGUUUAUCAUGUCCAGAAGCCUCUACUUAUACCUCAAAGAUGGCACAAAGAUACUGAGGGUGAAUUGGAGCUAUUUAACUUAGAUGAUGUGUUCCCAGAGACACAUGCCCAUACGAAUAUAGUCACAAAGUCUCUACGGGGAUUAUUCGAUUCAUUUGUGAGAAGCCAGAGGCUGCGUGGGCCUGUUUCCUUCACUGUGUAUCAAAAUGUUUUUGAAGCCUACAAGGUUAUUUACAUAACUGCUCAGUAAAGCAAAUGGACUCAGAGGGUCCAUCCAGAACUGUGUACAGGUUUAGACACUAGCAGCUGCUUC
Molecule: messenger RNA, 612 nt
Organism: Moneuplotes crassus
Lineage: Eukaryota; Ciliophora; Spirotrichea; Euplotida; Euplotidae
Source: the annotation of a GenBank genome assembly